AUGAUGGAUGACCUUGAGUCCGACAUCGAAGCGUCAGUUGAGUCGAAGGAAGUCCUCGUCGCACAGGAGUGUCAGCGGGUCCUUACAGAAAGUGAGGAUAGCUAUGUUGCUCGCAGCUUACGAGGCGUGACAGUGGUGGUGUCCCCUCUUCUUGAAGUUGCAAAGUUGAGACGAGUUGACAUACCCGUGGUGGCGUUUACCUCGGAGACCUCGCGCCAGGAGAAGCAUGAUGAUCUCAAUUCGGAACAUCCCUCCACUCGUCUUCUAUAUGUCAGUCCUGAGAAGUUCCGUACCGCAGAAUUCACCAAACUACUAUCCGGCGUGUACGAGCACGGGGAGCUCAACCGCCUGGUGGUAGAUGAGGAAUGGGGACAUGACUUCCGUUCCGACUAUAGACGUCUUGGAUCAUUCCGCGAGACAUUCCCUAACAUUCCAAUCAUGGCGCUAACAGCGACAGCAACUUCCCUUGUUCAGGAUGACAUCAUUGAUAGCCUUGGGAUGUCAGAAGAAGGCCUGCUCAGGGUCACGCAUCCAUUCAAUAGGGCUAAUUUAUUCUAUGAGGUUCGAUACAUAUCAUCACCAGAUCCGGACUCGCACAUGAGCGAGGUUUACGAUUACAUCAGUAAUUUGCAUAGACGUCGAGGGCGGGCUUCCUCUGGUAUCGUAUACUGCAGAUUACGUGCUACAUGCGAUUCUCUUGCCGCAUAUCUGAAGGGCAAGGGACUCAAUGCACGACCAUAUCACCGCGGUAUCAAGGGUCCCAUGCUUGACCGCACGCUAGCUGAGUGGGAACGCGGUGGGACGGGAGAAGGCGGCGUUGACGUAGUUUGUGCGACUAUCGCGUUCGGAAUGGGUAUCGAUAAAGCUGAUGUCAGGAUACUAUCAGGAGACAGGUACGCUUUCACUAUUUGCAGAUUUUCGGCGCUCAUUACACGAGCUCAGGUCGCGCGGGUCGCGAUGGCAUGGUACUUCGGUGAGCAAAUAGACACCGGAAACCCCGCAACAAUGAAGAGCUACUGCGCCAGCAUGUGUGACGUCUGUAAAUACCCCGAUAAGACGAGGCGACGAAAGCUAGAGCUUUUUUCAGAGGAGUUGGUCAUGUCACAAAAGGCGACCUUGAGACAACAAGCCGUGCGCGACAUAGACAACGAUGGUCAUCGCCACGUCCAGCAGCCUGCGAUCAAGCGUUCCAAUGGGCUUACACGCGCGUCAGAUAUUCCGGAUACUGGCGGCCGCAAGGACUUUAGGCAGGGAUCAAAUGUCAUAUCGAACGAUCACGGCCAUGCUAGUCGCUUGACUUCGACCAGAUCUGUCGGUGCCUCGAGAAGUGCAGCAGUUGGCUCCAAGCGACCCGCUUCGGGCGUGGCUCGUCAUGACGCUGUGAGUGCGAAGAAGGUCAAGGUACAGCAUCCCGCACCUUUGCUUGGCAUGUCUUCGAGACUCAAGCAGACCAUCAACAAACCAUUUAGAUCACCCUUCAAGUCGGUGAUCCAGAGCGUCAGUGAAAAUCGCGCCCAGUCUGUGUCUGCCGAGAUGGCGACCGAAUCCACCGACGAGGACGAAGAGGCCGCUCAGGCCUCCAGUGCUGAUGACGCUCUGCCUCCGAACGGUGACGCACCGAUAGAGGUCGAGGAACUAAUGUCAUCGCCACUCUCCAUCCCUGCUACAGAUGUCGAGCUCGACGCUUCAUAUUCGCAGAAGAUACCGGUACCGAUGCGGAGCGAGACAUUCACGUCUCUUCGAAGAGCGCUGCACAAAGUGUUCUCGAAUGCUACCAGCGGCGACACGUUAUGGGCCAAACUCGGCAUGUCAGAGCUGGAAUCCGAUGUCAAGUAG
Postia placenta MAD-698-R-SB12 is the source of this 1836-nucleotide messenger RNA. RefSeq lists its product as hypothetical. The transcript has 17 exons. Gene Ontology annotation, molecular function: 3'-5' DNA helicase activity; four-way junction helicase activity. The coding region runs from base 1 to 1836 and encodes 611 amino acids. The record is from RefSeq and is a predicted model, not a curated record. Lineage: Eukaryota; Fungi; Basidiomycota; Agaricomycetes; Polyporales; Adustoporiaceae. Gene Ontology annotation, biological process: double-strand break repair via homologous recombination. Gene Ontology annotation, cellular component: chromosome; cytoplasm.